Molecule: messenger RNA, 1257 nt
Organism: Macaca mulatta (Rhesus monkey)
Lineage: Eukaryota; Metazoa; Chordata; Mammalia; Primates; Cercopithecidae
Gene: ADRB3
Product: adrenoceptor beta 3
Biological process (GO): positive regulation of MAPK cascade; adenylate cyclase-activating adrenergic receptor signaling pathway; norepinephrine-epinephrine-mediated vasodilation involved in regulation of systemic arterial blood pressure
Cellular component (GO): plasma membrane
Molecular function (GO): epinephrine binding; beta3-adrenergic receptor activity
Source: RefSeq, marked validated
AUGGCUCCGUGGCCUCCUGGGAACAGCUCUCUAGUCCCGUGGCCGGACGUCCCCACCCUAGCGCCCAAUACCGCCAACACCAGUGGCCUCCCAGGGGUGCCGUGGGCGGCGGCCCUGGCCGGGGCGCUGCUGGCGCUGGCGGUGCUGGCCACCGUGGGAGGCAACCUGCUGGUCAUCGUGGCCAUCACCCGGACGCCGAGGCUCCAGACCAUGACCAACGUGUUCGUGACUUCGCUGGCUGCAGCCGACCUGGUGAUGGGACUCCUGGUGGUGCCGCCGGCGGCCACGUUGGUGCUGACUGGCCACUGGCCGUUGGGUGCCACUGGCUGCGAGCUGUGGACCUCGGUGGACGUGCUGUGUGUGACCGCCAGCAUCGAAACCCUGUGCGCCCUGGCCGUGGACCGCUACCUGGCUGUGACCAACCCGCUGCGUUACGGCGCACUGGUCACCAAGCGCCGCGCCAGGGCAGCCGUGGUCCUGGUGUGGGUCGUGUCGGCCGCAGUGUCGUUUGCGCCCAUCAUGAGCCAGUGGUGGCGCGUAGGGGCCGACGCUGAGGCGCAGCGCUGCCACUCCAACCCGCGCUGCUGUGCCUUCGCCUCCAACAUGCCCUAUGUGCUGCUGUCCUCCUCCGUCUCCUUCUACCUUCCUCUUCUCGUGAUGCUCUUCGUCUAUGCGCGGGUUUUCGUGGUGGCUACGCGCCAGCUGCGCUUGCUGCGCUGGGAGCUCGGCCGCUUUCCGCCGGAGGAGUCCUCGCCCGCGCUGUCGCGCUCUCUGGCCCCGGCCCCGGCUGGGACAUGCGCUCCGCCUGAAGGAGUGCCCGCCUGCUGCCGGCGGCCCGCGCGCCUCCUGCCUCUCCGGGAACACCGGGCCCUGUGCACCUUGGGUCUCAUCAUGGGCACCUUCACUCUCUGCUGGUUGCCCUUCUUUCUGGCCAACGUGCUGCGCGCCCUCGGGGGCCCCUCUCUCGUCCCGGACCCGGCUUUCCUUGCCCUGAACUGGCUAGGUUAUGCCAAUUCUGCCUUCAACCCGCUCAUCUACUGCCGUAGCCCGGACUUUCGCAGCGCCUUCCGCCGUCUUCUGUGCCACUGCGGCGGUCGCCUGCCUCGGGAGCCCUGCGCCGCCGACCGCCCGGCCUCGUCCCCUCGGGCGCCCUUGAGGCCUGGACCAGCCCCGCGCAGCCCAGGCUUUGCCAGCGGCUCGACGGGGCUUCUUGGGGAGUUUCUGAGGCCUGAAGGACAAGAAGCAACACUCCGUUGA